GGAAGCUACUUCAUUCAAACGACUUCCGGUACCCAUGAUGCUCAGUUAAUUUUAGUGACCGCACCCUCGUGGAAGUGUGGGAAGGAAAUCGAAGUGGAACUCGUAAAGUAGACAAGUUCGCCAUGAUUUUGCGGCUAAAAUUUAGAUAAGAGAAAUUGUAUCGUGUACUGCUGUCGAUCGGAAGAAUUCCGUAGAGUACAAUGAGCGAGUUAUGGGUGUGUUUUCCUUGUUGUGUUACCGAGCAACCUCAACCGGUACGGAUAUUGUUGGAGCAUGCAUGCCAGUGCUACGCGCCGAUUUGCGAUCCAUUCUAACUAAAAUUCUUUGCUCGUAUUCUUAACUUUACAGAGAAGAAGAAGAAUAGAUCGUUCCAUGAUUGGGCAGCCAACGAAUUUCAAAGUAAGUUCUUUGUAGUGUGAUUUUAUCCUCACAGAUAGAAACGUGUUAGUUUAAUUAAACUCAAGUUUUGGUUUUGAUUCUGUCCACAGCACACGGGUCAUAUAGGAAGCGGCGAUAUGGCGUCCGGCUCAGACGUAAGUUUAACUCGAGAGAUUUGCUUUUAUUUGUCGUGAAAAUAAUUGUUCUUGAAUUUUGAUCUACAGCAAAAUUUAACUCCUUCUCAAUCUUUUAUUUACGUUUAACAAUUAUCCUACAAAUGGACUGAAGUUAUUGUUUGAGUAGGUUCUGUGACACCUAUGUAACCACUCUUCGUGAAUCAUUCAGCUUUGAAAUACAAAUUUCCCCUUGUUUUUUUCUCACCUCACAUUGUAGGUCGUGCUGUUGAAAAUAAUGAAGGUGGAUAAACAGAAGCUGAUUAUCAAAUAGGGUGCUAAAGCAGUCUUAAAUGUCUGAUGAUUUUUUUUUAGCUCGGAUCAAUUCAAGUCCAAAUGCAGUCGAAAGGAGGCUACCAAGGAAUCAGUGUUCCAAUCAGCUCGACUCCCGCUGGGAUUCCUGUAGUGGGAGGAAAUUAAAAUCUUACUUUUGUAGAAAGAAUAACA
Molecule: messenger RNA, 998 nt
Organism: Porites lobata
Lineage: Eukaryota; Metazoa; Cnidaria; Anthozoa; Scleractinia; Poritidae
Source: the annotation of a GenBank genome assembly